AAGUCCUUGUUAGUCACAAUUAUAGAAAUUGUUAUCAAAAAAGUUAUGAAUUUUUUGCGAACAAUUCGAAAUCACUGGAAAAAGACGACCUUUUUAUCCUUUGCCAUAGCUUAUGGCGCUAAAUAUUCUAAAGACAAAUAUGAAAUAAGUAAAAUGAUGCGUGGUUAUUGUGAGGAAGCCUUAAAAUAUGGGGACACAAUAAUCGGUCCUAUAACACCACCUAAAAAGUUAUUGGUUUUGCUUAAUCCAGCUGCAGAUAAGCGUUCUGCAGAAAAAAAUUUUCAAAAUUAUUGUGAGCCAAUACUUCAUUUAGCUGGAUAUCUAGUUGAAAUAGUUCAAACCGAUUCAGUCGGUCAUGCAAGACGUUAUGUUGAAGAGGAAUUAAAGAAAUUACCUGACGCAAUUAUUGUAGCUGGUGGUGAUGGUACUAUAUCAGAAACAAUUACUGGAUUAUUAAGGAGGAAUGACAAGCAAUUAUGUCCAGUUGGUGUAUUGCCAUUAGGUAGAACAAACGAAGUCGUGUCAAAACUGUUUUAUGCCAAUCAAAACAAUUAUGUUGAAGAAAUCAAGUUAUUAGCCGAUACAGCUAUUGCAAUCAUACGCGGAAAAACGAAUAAACGAGAUGUUAUUAAAAUACAACCUCUCGAAGAAGAAGUUAUAGAAAAUUCACCCUCAAUAGAAAAUCCUAAACCUAUUUAUGCUAUGGGCUCGCUGCAGUGGGGAGCAUUUCGUGAUGUAAUAAAUUUAAGAGAUCGUUAUUGGUAUGUCGGACCCUUACGAGAAUAUGCUGCUCCACUUUUUAAUGCUUUUGGAGAUAAAUUAACAUGGGAAUGUAAAGCAAAGUUAUUGUAUUCGCCACCAUGUUCCGGCUGUAGUAAUUGUCGAAACAAAAAUGAGGAAAUAAACAAACACAAACGAUGGUGGUCUGCUUUCGUUCCACGUUUUAAAUUAGGUCAUCAAACAGGAGAAAUAGAUUAUUCGAAAAUAAUUAACAUGGAAUGCAGUCAACAAUUUGAACUGGACAUUAAUCCAACUGAGCUUAUUCUGGAGCCAGAUCUUGAGGAUACCGUGUUAUCAAAAUUAACACUAAAAAUUAAGGAUGAAAUAAGUUCAGGAUUUGACUUUAUAUCGGAGAGUUGGAAUAGGAUUAAAACAAAUGAAAAAGGUGAUAGAAAGCUAUUAGAAGGAAGAACGAUUACGUUAAUGCCCGAAUGUAAAGAUGAUAAAGAAAAAUUUUAUUAUAUAGAUAACGAACCUUUUGAAAUAAGGCCAAUUCAAAUUAGCAUUGUACCUAAAGCAAUAAAUAUGUUUGUUUUACAAUAAAAAAUUAAAAACCUUGGUUUAGCAUAAUA
Messenger RNA from Condylostylus longicornis, 1352 nucleotides. RefSeq names its product acylglycerol kinase, mitochondrial (gene Mulk). Gene Ontology annotation, biological process: protein insertion into mitochondrial inner membrane; ceramide biosynthetic process. The record is from RefSeq and is a predicted model, not a curated record. Gene Ontology annotation, cellular component: TIM22 mitochondrial import inner membrane insertion complex; mitochondrion. NCBI's taxonomy places the organism in Eukaryota, Metazoa, Arthropoda, Insecta, Diptera, Dolichopodidae. Gene Ontology annotation, molecular function: ceramide kinase activity; ATP-dependent diacylglycerol kinase activity; acylglycerol kinase activity. The transcript has 4 exons. The annotation marks the transcript as partial.